This is a messenger RNA of Juglans regia (Persian walnut), 4541 nucleotides long. Its product is annotated as eIF-2-alpha kinase GCN2. Gene Ontology annotation, biological process: mitochondrial translation; protein phosphorylation. The coding region runs from base 437 to 4171 and encodes 1244 amino acids. Gene Ontology annotation, molecular function: protein kinase activity; protein binding; ATP binding. NCBI's taxonomy places the organism in Eukaryota, Viridiplantae, Streptophyta, Magnoliopsida, Fagales, Juglandaceae. Gene Ontology annotation, cellular component: mitochondrion. The transcript is spliced from 30 exons. The record is from RefSeq and is a predicted model, not a curated record.
UCGAAAUCAAUGUUUCAGCGCCACCAUCUUUCCUUCUGACUUUCACUUCACCCUUCUUGGGUAAACAUUUUCAUCCAAUCUUUUAUUACUCUGUUAUUCUCAACUUUUCAAAUUGCUAUUCAUCCACUUAUUCCAGAUAGCUUUCAAACUUGCAUAUCCUGAAAAAAAAAUAAAAAAAUACCCGAACCUGCUUUCAUUCCCACUAACCUUUCAGGAUUCCAUCCAAUCCUUUCUGGGUGUUUUUUCAAAACCCAUGUGCUCCUAUUAAUGUUUUUGAUUUUGAGCCAUUUUUACUUUGAUCUUGGUCUUGAAUUCCCGUUAAGCAAUUGAACUCUGACAAAAUUGGGCCUUGGUUUCUGAAUGUUAGGGGAAAAAGUAAGUUAGUUGGCGGUUGUUUUCUUGUCUAUCAAAAAACAUUUGGCCGUUGUUUGUGAGCAUGGGGCAUAGUUCGAAGAAGAAGAAGCGAGGAGGAGGGAGUGGGAGGAGGAGCAAGGGUAGGACCCCAUUGAAAGAUAAUACAUCUCAUCUUGGUGGCGAUGAUAAUGAGCUUCUCUCCGAGGAGAUUACUGCCUUGUGUGCAAUAUUUCAAGAAGACUGCAAAAUAAUUCCUGGAUCACCUCCUCAAAUAAUUAUUAAGCUCAGGCCUUACUCAAAGGAUAUGGGUUAUGAGGAUCUAAAUGUUUCUGCUCUUCUUUUAGUUAGGUGCUUACCUGGGUAUCCUUACAAGUGUCCAAAGUUGCAGAUAACUCCAGAGAAUGGUUUGUCAAAGAGCGACGCUGAUAAGCUUCUAGCUCUCCUCUCUGAUCAGGCAAAUUCUAAUGCUCGAGAAGGACGGGUGAUGAUUUUCAAUUUAGUGGAGGCUGCUCAAGAAUUCCUAUCUGAAACUGUUCCAGUUGGUCAAUCACAUGAAUCUGUUGCAUGCUCAACCAUGGAUGGCGGUGGAGAAUUUCUGAAGGAAAUCACAGCUUCAAGUAACAAGAGGGGACCUUUUGUUUAUGGUCUUAUGGACCUCUUCAGUGGCUCUGGAGAGUCAUGGAAUUGGGGAUUUGAAAUGGAUGAAAAAAGUGGGGUGAAUUCUUCAGUGCAACCCCAUACAUUAGAGGGCUCAAAACUUGGAUAUGACUAUCAGCAAAAGGGACUUGAUAAGAAUCUAAAGCCAUCGAAAAUACAGGAUACAAAGCAAGGUUUAUUGCCUUUCCCUACUGCCAAGUUGGAUACCCUUGAUGAAGAGACUGAAGAUAGCAAUAAGAGCAUAUCAUCGACUGAUUCAAGUGGGUUCCCAGAGGAAUUGGCUGGUGAUGCUACUGAUGAUGAGAGAGAUUUUAUGGAAAUGGAGAAGACAACAGAAGAUGAUGGUGAUGGUGAAUUCAGCAGUGAGGCUUCAGGGUCGCUUCCUUCUGCUUCUGUGGGUAAUGGCAAAGAAUCUCAAAUGGUUGAACGUGAUCUAAUAAUGGUUCAUCUACUUCGCCUCGCUUGUGCUUCUAGAGGGCCAUUGGAUGAAGCUUUGCCACAAAUAACCACAGAGUUGUACAGUCAAGGGAUCAUUUCAGAAUGGGCCCGAGAUUUAGCUUCAAAACCAUCUUCAAUUUUUAACAAAACAUUUGAUCAUGUUUUCCAAAAACAGAUGGUUUCAUCGAGAAUAUCUCAAUUUUGGAAACCCACCACUGAUUUUGAAGAUCCAAGCACAUCCCUCCCAAGCUCUCGCUUUCUCAGUGACUUUGAGGAGCUAAAACCCCUCGGUCAUGGAGGUUUCGGUCAUGUUGUGUUGUGCAAAAAUAAAUUAGAUGGAAGACAGUAUGCAGUGAAGAAAAUUCGCCUCAAGGACAAAAUCCUGCCUGUUAAUGACCGAAUAUUGAGGGAAGUAGCCACUCUUUCCCGUUUGCAGCAUCAACAUGUUGUCCGGUACUAUCAGGCAUGGUUUGAAACAGGAGUUGUUAGUUCUUUUGGUGACACUACUGGGGGUUCAAUGACUGCAGCAAGCUCCAGUUUCAGCUACUUAGGCACAAGCUCAGUUGAUGCCCUUGGGCAUGAGAACAAGCUUGAGUCGACGUAUCUAUAUAUUCAAAUGGAAUAUUGCCCCAGGACGCUCCGUCAGGUUUUUGAAUCAUAUAGUCAUUUUGACAAAGAGUUAGCAUGGCAUUUGUUUCGUCAAAUUGUGGAAGGUUUGGCCCACAUUCAUGGACAAGGAAUCAUCCAUCGUGACUUAACCCCAAAUAACAUCUUCUUUGAUGCCCGGAAUGAUAUCAAAAUUGGAGAUUUUGGCCUUGCUAAGUUCUUGAAGUUGGAGCAGUUGGAUCAGGAUCCAGGUUAUCCUUCAGAUACUGCUGGGGUUUCACUUGAUGGAACUGGUCAAGUUGGUACCUAUUUUUACACUGCACCUGAAAUUGAGCAAGGAUGGCCCAAGAUUGAUGAAAAGGCGGAUAUGUACAGCUUAGGAGUUGUGUUCUUUGAGCUUUGGCACCCAUUUGGGACAGCAAUGGAGAGGCACAUUGUUCUCACUGAUUUGAAACAGAAAGGAGAACUUCCUCCAUCUUGGAUUGCUGAAUUUCCUGAACAGGAAUCCUUAUUGCGGCGCUUAAUGUCCCCAAGUCCAUCUGAUCGUCCCUCUGCCACAGAACUUUUACAGCAUGCUUUUCCUCCACGGAUGGAAUCUGAGUUGUUAGAUAAUAUUCUACGAACAAUGCAAACUUCAGAGGACAGAAGUAUGUACGAUAAAGUUGUCAAUGCUAUCUUUGAUGAAGAUAUGUUAAGCAUAAAAGACGUCCAUCGUCAUGCUGGUAGACUGAGGUUGGCUGGAGAUGAGACCUCUAUUCAGUACACAGAUUUAGAUACUGAGGUUCGCGAUUAUGUUGUUGAAGUCACAAGGGAAGUGUUCAGGCAGCAUUGUGCUAAGCAUCUGGAAAUAGUACCCAUGCGUUUGUUGGAUGAUUUUCCACAGUUCAAUAGGAACACUGUCAAACUUUUGACCCAUGGAGGAGAUAAGCUUGAACUUUGUCGUGAGCUGCGUCUUCCUUUUGUUAGUUGGGUGAUCUCCCACCAGAAAUCUUCAUUCAAACGAUAUGAAAUAUCAUGUGUCUAUAGAAGAGCAAUUGGGCAUUCACCACCAAAUCGCUACCUUCAGGGAGAUUUUGACGUUAUUGGAGGUGCAUCAGCACUGACGGAGGCAGAGGUUAUCAAGGUGACCAUGGACAUUAUAGCUCAGUUUUUCAGUGCAGAUUCAUGUGACAUUCAUCUAAAUCAUGGGGACCUUCUGGAUGCAAUUUGGUCUUGGAUAGGAGUGAAGGCAGAGCAUAGACAGAAAGUAGCCGAGCUUCUUUUGAUGAUGGGUUCUCUGCGUCCUCAAUCUUCUGAACGGAAAUCAAAAUGGGUUGUCAUAAGGCGUCAGCUUUUGCAGGAGCUCAAUCUAGCAGAAGCUGUCGUAAAUAGGCUGCAAACUGUUAGUUUAAGGUUCUGCGGAGCUGCUGAUCAGGCACUUCCGAGAUUGAGGGGAGCGUUGCCAGCUGAUAAACCUACACGCAAGGCACUUGAUGAAUUGUCAGACCUCUGUAGCUACUUGAGAAUUUGGAGGAUUGAGAAACAUGUUUAUAUAGAUGCAUUAAUGCCCCCAACUGAGAGUUACCAUAGAGAUUUGUUCUUUCAGGUAUAUUUAAUAAAGGAGAACAAUCCUGGAUCACUUAUUGAAGGUGCAUUGCUUGCUGCUGGUGGCCACUAUAACUAUCUGCUUCACCAACUGUGGGGUCAUGAAUAUAAAACAAGUCCUCCAGGUGCUGUUGGGACUAGCCUUGCAUUAGAGACGAUAAUUCAGCGUUCUUCAAUAGAUUUUAAACCAACUAGAAUUGAAUCUAGCACCAUUAUUCUUGUUUGUUCACGAGGAGGAGGUGGUCUGUUGGUAGAGCGCAUGGAACUUGUUGCUGAAUUGUGGGAGGAGAACAUCAAGGCUGAGUUUGUACCUGCACCUGAUCCAAGCCUUACAGAGCAGUAUGAAUAUGCAAACGAGCACGAUAUAAAAUGUCUUGUCAUCCUAACAGACACAGAUGUAUCUCAAUUGGGUUCUGUCAAGGUUCGUCAUCUUGAACUCAAAAAGGAGAAGAAGGUUGAAAGAGAAAUCCUAGUCAGAUUUCUAUUGGCCGCGAUGACAACACAAUUUAGAAAUCCCUCCAUUUGGAGUUAGGCCUGUCUCUCUCAAUGCAAUACGUUUUCAGAUCAUACUUCUUUCUAUGACAACCCCUUUCAUUUCAAGAGGGCCAGACUAUUACCGGAAGUCAUCAGUCCUAUUCCUGUUGGCCACAUGAGGAGUUCCCGUUUGUUUUUUUUUUUUCUCCUAAAGAAUGUAGAGUUUCUUCCGCUUCAUAGUUUAAACCACCCACAUAUUAUUGGAGUAAAUAUGAAAUGUUAUGAUAGUCAGUUGAAUAGGAUUAACUGGUGAGUUAAGGCAUUUUUUUUUUUUCAAGUGUACACAGUUCUUAGCUUUUCCCAAGUUGAUGUGUAUAGGAUCAAUUUUGAUAGCACUAUAAAUAAAGUUCUACCUUAUUUGGUCUGAA